UCGCGGCCGCUUUGUCGCCUGCGACCGGCCGGCGCCAUGCACACACCGGGCUCCGCGGGGCCGGGCGAGGCGCGCGCGGUUGACAUCAUGGACAUCUGUGAGUCGAUCCUGGAGCGGAAGCGGCACGACAGCGAGAAGUCCACGUGCAGCAUCUGGGGACAGACGGACAUUGAAGCUGUGGAGGCUCUGGUCUGCAUGAGCUCCUGGGGCCAAAGGUCCCAGAAAGGGGACCUGUUAAAGAUCAGGCCCCUCACACCGGUCUCGGACUCUGGGGACGUCACCACCGUGGUGCACGUGGACACAGCCACGCCCGAGCUACCAAAGGACUUCCACUCUUUCUCCACCCUGUGCAUCACUCCUCCUCAGAGCCCGGACCUCGUGGAGCCAUCCGCCCGGACCCCCGUUCCUUCCCAAGUAGCUGACUCCAGAGCACGCGCGGUCAUGGCCGUCCCGCCACCCUCUGCUGUGGCAGCCAGAGUGCCGAGCAGGGCUGCGGAGGGGGGCUUGCCAGGCCUGCGGCCAGAACCUGCGGAGCCCGCCCCUGGCGUCCCCUGCAGAGCCGUGGUGACGAGUGUGAUCCGCCACACUGGAGAGAGCCCGGCUCCUGCCCACUGCGCCGCCGCCCACGCCCAAGAACAGCAGCUUUCCAACAGAAGACAAGGAGGGGCACAGCUUCUGGGGCAUUCGGAAGCUUUGCAAGACCCGCGCCUUGCGGACACUUCGCUCAGCCCUACCUCGGCGCCCUGCGAGCCUUGCUUGCACAAGUCUGGUGGCUCCCUGACCAGCAGCAGAGGCCAGCAGGCAGGGUGGCCCGUGGCAGUGCAGACCUGCUCACCAAAGAAUCCGGAAAAUGACUUGCCAAGGAAAGCCACGCCUGUGAUUACCGUCCCUGUCCCCAGCGCCCCUGUCCUUUGCCAGAUGAUCUCUGUGACGGGACCGAGUGGCGCGUUUUCAGCUUUUCUGAACGCCGCCCCGCAGUUGUCUUCGGGGACUGUCAAACCCAUCCUACCCCAGGCGGCUCCCGCGCCCCAGCCCUUGUUCGUGGGCCCGCCUGUGCCUCAGGGAACUGUGAUGCUGGUCCUACCCCCGGGCGCCCUGCCCCAGCCGGCCUCCUGCACGUCCAGCGUUGUGGCUGUCGGGAGCACCAAGCUGCUGCCUCUCGCGCCCGCCCCAGUGUUUAUCACCUCCAGCCAAAACUGUGCCCCUCAGGUAGACUUUUCUCGAAGGAGGAACUACGUUUGCAACUUCCCAGGCUGCCGGAAGACCUACUUCAAAAGUUCCCACCUCAAGGCUCAUCUGCGCACUCACACAGGGGAGAAGCCGUUCGCCUGCAGCUGGGACGCCUGUGAGAAGAAGUUCGCCCGCUCCGAUGAGCUGUCCCGCCACCGCAGGACCCACACGGGAGAGAAGAAGUUCGUGUGCCCCGUGUGUGAGCGGCGCUUCAUGCGCAGCGACCACCUGACGAAGCACGCCCGGCGCCACAUGACCGCCAAGAAGGCCCCCGGCUGGCAGGCCGAGGUCGGCAGACUGAACAGAGUCGCCUCGGCAGAGAGCCCCGGGAGCCCGGGAGCCCCCACGCCCACGCCAGCCUCCGCCUGAGGGCGGGCCAGCGCGGCCCUGGGCUUCCUGUCCACAGAGAAGGCCCUGGACUGAGGGAGGCCGGGGGGCUGGUUCUCUGGAGAGCGCGUUAACUUUGCUUUUCUGGUUGAGACCCUGUUCAGUAUCUUUGUAGUUUCAGAAGGUUUGGUUUUUUUUUAAGGAAAUGGAAGAAAAUUUUAUAAUUUAAAUCACCAGCAUUCAGACAAACAUUUUGGCAAUAAAGUUUACAAAAUCUGGAUUUUUACAACCUUUCUAUUCAUGUUUUGUAGAAGCGAGACAGGGUACUAAUUUUAUACUGUUUUUUAUAAAAAUAUUUAUAUUGUUGGUGCUCAGAUGACCAGUUCCUAGGUGGACGAUUUUACAGCCUUCUUUUCAUGUUUAGUAACACGUUUUUGUAAUAACCCUGCUUUUUAGUAAACUCAGCACGUUAUUCAAAAAAAAAAAAAAGUUGUUACUGGGAUUUCUAGAUCUGAGAAUUGUUGGAAUGAAAACUGGUUGAAGAAGAGCCUCUUAGAGAAAAGGGGGAAAUUGCGUUCAGUUUCCCACAAUAUUUCCAAGCAAAAUCCCAGGCAGCCAUGCCUGUUGACCAGAACCGGGCACCUGUGGCUCCCAAGGACGUGCUGGGCAGGCUGCCCGCGAGCCGCUGGCCUGCACCCGAGCAGGAGCCACUGCCGGAUCUCGGCGUGCGUGCCGUGUGUCUCCUGGGCCCGCUCCGUGUCCUGUGGCACCUGGGGUGCCACAAAGAGGCUGCCGACCCGGAAACCCAGCUGCCCCGUUGGUUGUCAGUUGACUUCCCUGUCCUGGGUCCUGCGUGGCGGAGAAUGAGGAAGCGUGUGUGCUGCCGGGUGAACUUUCCGCAGAGGGCGCUCGUCUGAGAUGAGCGGGCAGACAGCUCUGCGGCGCUGGCUCCUUUGUUCAGCGGGAGAAACUGUAGGAAAGGCAGGUGUAGCACCGCUGCCCUUCGUUUUCUGUGAAGGAGGCUUGGGUCAAACGGAACAGUAUUCGGCGCGGGCUUUUCUGCCGCCCACCCAGAAGGGAGGCCCUGGGCUCCACGGAGCAGGUGUCAGCGCAUGCCCUAGAAAUGCCAGGCUGGCCUCCCCGGGCCCGCCGACCCCGGCUUUAGCUGCAUAUUGGGAUUCUGGCAACAGUAAAUGCAGAAACAUCGGGAACGUUGCCCUGCCUCGGCGGCCUGAGGGUGCUGUGUGCCGUGUUUAGCUUCCAUCUCUGUCUUUUAGUUGUUGGCAAGGUGGGUUUUGUGUUCAGGUCUUCGUGGUCUGAUCCAGCCCUCACCACGCUCCGUGUGUGAUCUGAUGCUCAUUAAGUUGCCCCCUCCAAUAUCAGCUGCUCUGGGAUGCUCGUGCGUGGGUGGAUGUGUUUUGGGGAGUCUUCACAUUUCUGGAUGCCUCCCUGGGUUGAAUGUCCUGUUGUCUGAGAUGCACACAGUUGCAGGCGCCCCGUGACUGUACACAGCUCGUGUUUGCCCUGCUGCCCCAAACCUGUGUCCAACUCCAUAAAAAUCAGCAUAAACGUUUUUGACAACGUGUAUGUCAUAAAUGGCAUUAAAUUUGGAUAUUUUUCCGUGUGCAGUCAGUCCUGGCGUCCUGGUGGGUAGCUCACGGUCUUUGAGCGGCUGCUUGUCACAUAGAGGUCACUCUCGGACAGUGUCGUGUCUACAUUCUGUAGGAUGGCUUUGAUGUACGCUUCCACUUCUUGAUGAGAUUUAGUGACAUCUUCUGUACGCAGUGCCCUCCUUGCCCCCCCACCCCACCCCCGUUUGUCUGUGGGAAGAUUCUAAGUUGGAAAGCAGUUCCUGCCUGAAAGAUCUGCGCACCAGAGCCCUUGUCGGGCGGCCGGGCGCCUCGGCUGCGGGCCGUGGGCGCUGGAGCCGGGCGCCACGCGGCGGGUUCCCCUCAUGCACUUUAUCGCUGGAGCAAUUGUGCUUGAUCGUUUUUGACUCUGAGCCUUUUAAGUAGUUUCGAUAAUAAAGUGUAGACUGUUUCAUAAUUAUGUUUUAUGUAACAGGCUUAUUAUUUAAAUGGGUAUGUGUAAUGUCACUUUU
This is a messenger RNA of Lepus europaeus (European hare), 3658 nucleotides long. It is a transcript of the gene KLF11, whose product is annotated as KLF transcription factor 11. NCBI's taxonomy places the organism in Eukaryota, Metazoa, Chordata, Mammalia, Lagomorpha, Leporidae. The transcript has 4 exons. Gene Ontology annotation, biological process: regulation of transcription by RNA polymerase II. The record is from RefSeq and is a predicted model, not a curated record. Gene Ontology annotation, molecular function: RNA polymerase II cis-regulatory region sequence-specific DNA binding; DNA-binding transcription factor activity, RNA polymerase II-specific. The coding region runs from base 37 to 1599 and encodes 520 amino acids.